CCUGCGAGCGGUGGCGGCGGCGCUCAGAGCCGGGCUGUGCCUUUUCCAUCAGCAGUGGCGCCAGCACUGCGGAGCCCGAGCCCGGGUCUGAUUGGGAUACGCUCCAUCCAUAUUUUCCCCUUCUUCUUUUGAAUCUUCUUUUUCUUAAAUCCUUCCUGCAUUUUCAAAACCUCAACAUGGUGCAGAAAAAGACUGAACUCCAGGGUUUCCACCGUUCUUUUAAGGGCCAGAAUCCGUUCGACCUGGAAUUCUCCCAAUCAAAUCACCUGGAGUCUGUCUUCAACUUCGAAUGCCCAUCUCGGCCCGAUAUGCCUUCAAGUCAACCCAUCGACAUCCCGAAUGCCAAGAAAAGAAACAAGAAGAAAAAACGCUGCCGGGCCACGGAUAGCUUUUCAGGCCGAUUUGAAGAUGUUUACCAGCUCCAAGAAGAGGUCCUUGGAGAAGGAGCACACGCGAAGGUCCAGGCCUGUGUUAACCUCAUUACCAAUAAGGAGUAUGCAGUCAAGAUCAUUGAGAAGCGUCUCGGACACAUCCGAAGUCGGGUCUUCCGUGAAGUCGAGAUGCUCUAUCAAUGCCAAGGACAUAGGAACAUCUUGGAGCUAAUAGAGUUCUUUGAAGAGGAGGACCGAUUCUACCUCGUGUUUGAAAAGAUGAGAGGAGGCUCCAUCUUAACCCACAUUCAUCGUCGGCGCCAUUUCAACGAGCUGGAGGCCAGCACGGUGGUACACGACAUUGCCAGUGCCCUUAACUUCUUGCACAAUAAAGGAAUAGCACAUAGAGAUUUAAAACCAGAAAAUAUUCUCUGUGAGAGUUCCAAUCAGGUUUCCCCGGUGAAAAUCUGUGAUUUCGAUUUAGGAAGUGGGAUCAAGCUGAACGGCGACUGUUCUCCAAUCUCCACCCCUGAAUUGCUCACUCCGUGCGGUUCAGCCGAAUACAUGGCCCCGGAGGUCGUGGAGGCGUUCAACGAAGAAGCAUCCAUCUACGAUAAGCGUUGUGACCUGUGGAGCUUGGGGGUGAUUUUGUACAUCAUGCUGAGCGGCUACCCCCCUUUUGUGGGGCACUGUGGGACCGACUGCGGCUGGGAUCGCGGCGAAGCGUGCCCCGCGUGCCAAAACAUGCUGUUUGAAAGCAUUCAGGAAGGGAAGUAUGAAUUCCCUGACAAAGAUUGGGCUCACAUCUCUUUUGGAGCGAAAGAACUCAUUUCGAAGCUCCUGGUGAGAGAUGCCAAAAAGCGCCUGAGUGCGGCUGAAGUCCUCAAGCACCCGUGGGUGCAAGGGUGUGCUCCAGAUAACACGCUCCCAACUCCAAUCAUCCUACAAAGAAACAGCUGUGCCAAAGAGCUGACGUCGUUUGCUGCCGAAGCCAUCGCCGUGAACCGGCAGCUCAUGCAAGACGAAGAGGACGCCGCCGAGGAGAGGCACCCCAUAAUCAUUAAAGCUACCUCAUGCUCCAUGCGGCUGUCGCCCCCUUCGGAAUCCAAGCUGGCCAAACGGCGGCAGAAGACCAGCAUGGCAAAAGCCGACGGCAACCAGCACCAUCCGGGUGGGGGAUCACAACUAGUCCUGGUGGGGGAUCACAUCUGAAUCCCUCUCUGUGUACACCCCCGUUCUUUCUUCCAUUCUCACCCCCACCCCACCCCACCCCGGCCCCCUUGCUUCGGACAAAAUAAAAUGAGCUAGAAAAACAAGAUCAGAUCCUUCUCAAGUUGGCUGGUUUCCAAGGAUUCCCCCCCCCCCCUUGAUCUUGUUUUAACACUGGCUUUUUCUUUUUUCUCCGCGUUCCCCCCCCCCAGUUCCAAAACAGGUAUUUUAACCUUCUUGAAUCUCCUACAAAAGCAUCCCACCCACCGACCCCGGCCCCGCAUGGGUGUAUUUUGACACACACGUAAUAUAUCAUUUUGGCUUUUUGGAAAAGAAGAAUUUACAUCUGAUUCCCACCACCACCCCGCGGCCGCGCCUCUGCUGAAGGACAGCUUAAGGAUACUGUUUUCUGCUAUCUGUCAGCUCUUCUUCAUACUGUGAAAAGUGGGGGAUAAAUUCCCCCCUCCCCUUAAAAGUCCUCAACUUUGAAAGGUA
Molecule: messenger RNA, 2075 nt
Organism: Elgaria multicarinata webbii
Lineage: Eukaryota; Metazoa; Chordata; Lepidosauria; Squamata; Anguidae
Gene: MKNK2
Product: MAPK interacting serine/threonine kinase 2
Exons: 14
Coding region: 177-1583 (468 amino acids)
Biological process (GO): intracellular signal transduction; protein autophosphorylation; peptidyl-serine phosphorylation
Cellular component (GO): nucleus; cytoplasm
Molecular function (GO): calmodulin binding; ATP binding; calcium/calmodulin-dependent protein kinase activity
Source: RefSeq, a predicted model, not a curated record